UCAGAAUCUUUAGGACCAUUGGCAUUGAAAACAAUGAAUAACCCCAUGCAACAGGCUGGCCCUAUGGGUAUGAACCAAAUGGUGCAACCAAAUCCUGUUUUGCUGCAUCCAGUUCAACCUCAGAUGCAACAGCCACAAGAAAAGCAAGACAACAUCUCCAAAGUCAAGUUAUUGAUGGGCCCUCUUCGUGAUUCACUUGCCCUGGCUCUAAAGACAGCUGCUCAAACGUUGCAUCAAAACAGCCUAGUUGACACCUCCAAAGGCAUUGAUCCACCAGAUCAUAGAUUCAACAAAAAUAUAGAAGAGUUUUAUUCUAUUUGCGAUCAGAUUGAAUUACACUUAAGAACAUCGAUCGAGUGCCUUGGCCAGAACUCAUCAUCUAAUAAAUAUAUGCCAGUUUCUGUAAUACCUAGCAGGACUGAAAUGAUUGGCCCUGGAGUACCUCAAGAUGCUUUGACCUAUCCUCAAUAUUUGAUGACAGUCAAAUCACAAGUUCAGUAUACAAAGGAUAUUUAUAACUUACUGUAUAAUGCUGCUCGUUCGAUCACACCGUCUGAACAACCUCCUGCCUGAAUGAUGCAUCAUUUUAAAAUUAGGUUUUCUAUUCUUGUGAUAAAUGAUACAAAUUUGACUCUCAGACAAGUAUCUUACUUAAACUGUUAU
This is a messenger RNA of Copidosoma floridanum, 663 nucleotides long. Its product is annotated as mediator of RNA polymerase II transcription subunit 29. The record is from RefSeq and is a predicted model, not a curated record. NCBI's taxonomy places the organism in Eukaryota, Metazoa, Arthropoda, Insecta, Hymenoptera, Encyrtidae. Gene Ontology annotation, biological process: regulation of transcription by RNA polymerase II. Gene Ontology annotation, cellular component: mediator complex. Gene Ontology annotation, molecular function: transcription coregulator activity; transcription factor binding.